Messenger RNA from Syngnathus acus (greater pipefish), 4833 nucleotides. Its product is annotated as neuronal cell adhesion molecule-like. The coding region runs from base 355 to 4260 and encodes 1301 amino acids. Gene Ontology annotation, molecular function: cell-cell adhesion mediator activity. Gene Ontology annotation, biological process: cell-cell adhesion; brain development. The transcript is spliced from 31 exons. NCBI's taxonomy places the organism in Eukaryota, Metazoa, Chordata, Actinopteri, Syngnathiformes, Syngnathidae. The record is from RefSeq and is a predicted model, not a curated record.
GUGAGGGACGGCCGCUGGGAGGGUAAUCGGGGGGGAGGGCGACGUUUGACAGGGAAUCCGCUCUCCUCCCUCUCCCGUCACUCAGUCGCCUGGGUUGAGCCGAGGACUACAUCGGCCGCUGGAUUAUGUCGCUUGACCUCUGAUGCGCCGGCCGCUCUGGGGGUUUAUGAUAUUGACUGGGAUAAAGAUUGAAGCUGAACAGAAGAACAAGACGUCUGACAUCCGAGGAGGAGAAAGAAAAAAAGGGGAUUCAAGUCUUUCCUGUGUGAGUCAGCGCACACGUGUCCCGUCGGCCGCGUGACCGAGUGGGGAGAGGCGGGGAUCUUUGGUGGCGGACCUUGGCGUCGUACGCUGAUGAUGGAGAGGAGGAGGAUGGGCGAGACAGACUUGCCGCUGCUCCCGCUGGUGGUGGCGGCGGCGGUGUUGCUGGGACAUCUCGCCGCAGCGCUGGAGGUUCCGCUCGAUCUUCUGGAAAGAUUGCCGCAGCCCCCAACUAUUACUCUCCAGUCCCCCAAGGAUUACAUCAUCGACCCGCGGGAGAACAUUGUCAUCCAUUGUGAGGCCAAAGGGAAGCCUCAUCCCAGUUUCUCCUGGACGAGAAACGGGACUCACUUUGACCUGGAUCAGCACUCCAACGUGCACAUGAGGGCCCACUCGGGGACACUGGUGGUGGACAUCAGCAGGGAGCGGGCGGAACAUUACGAAGGCGCCUACCAGUGCACGGCUAGGAACAAACACGGGACGGCCGUCUCUAACGACAUCGUGGUGCGGCAGCCCAGGUCGCCCUUGUGGUCCAAAGAGAAGAUCAAGCCGAUCGUCAUUCAGGAGGGCGUGUCCUUGGUGUUGCCAUGCCGACCGCCCGCCGGCUUUCCUCCCCCAAUUGUUUUCUGGAUGGACAACAACUUCCAGAGGUUGCCCCAAAGCAACAGGGUGUCGCAAUCUUUAAACGGAGACCUUUACUUCUCCAACGUGCUGCGCGAGGACUCCAGGAACGACUACAUCUGCUACGCCCGCUUCCCGCACACGCAGACCAUCCAGCAGAAGCAGCCCAUCACCGUCAAGGUCCUCAACCUGGACGCGAUCAAUGACACAAUGGAAGCUUUUUACAAUGACACUGAUUUGUUUAGUGAAGAGCCAGCGGAUGAGCGGAAGCCCACGUUCCUCCUCCCGUUGGAAGCAACCAGCUCCAAAAUGGUGCUACGUGGUCAGGUGCUGGAGAUGGAAUGCUUUGCGGAAGGACUUCCCACUCCUGAAAUCUCCUGGGCCAAAGUGAGCGGCGAACUCCCGGGAGCACGCGUCUCAUUCCUGCAUCACCAGAAAGUCUUGCGUAUCGUCAACGUGUCGGAGGCCGACGCGGGCGACUACCGGUGCACCGCAAGGAACCAGCUGGGCUCCGUCCACCACACCAUUCGGAUCACCGUCAAAGCCGCUCCAUACUGGAUCAGCGGCGCUCCCAGAAAUCUCGUCCUGGCCCCGGGAGAGAACGGGGUGCUCAUGUGCAGAGCCAGUGGCACACCCAAGCCCAACAUCCAAUGGGCCAUGAAUGGCGUUCCCAUAGAGAAUGCCCCGAAGGACCCCAGCCGGAAAGUGGAGGACGACACCAUCAUAUUCACCGAUGUGCAGAUGGGCUCCAGCGCCGUGUACCAGUGCAACGUCUCCAACCAACACGGCUACCUCUUGGCCAACGCCUUCGUUAACGUCUUGUCCGAGCCGCCCAGAGUGCUGACGCCGGCCAACGCGGUCUACCAGGUCAUCAAGAAUCACCGAGCCCUGCUGGAGUGCACUUCCUUCGGCUCGCCCAUCCCCAAAAUUACCUGGUUCAAGGAGAGUCGUUCCGGCACGCUAGACGCCGAGACUUACGAGGAGCACGACAACGGCACUUUGGAGAUCCGUGUGGCUCAGCCGAGGAAUAGCGGAAAGUACACCUGCGUGGCCCGCAAUUCUCUCGGUAUCUACGAGAAUCACGUGUACCUGGAAGUCAAAGAACCGACCCGGAUCCUGAAGCAGCCCGAGUACCGAAUGGUGCAGCGUGGCAAGUCGGUUGUGUUCGAGUGCAAAGUGAAGCACGACCCCUCCCUCGUGCCCACCAUGACGUGGCUCAAGGAUGACGGGGAGCUCCCUGAUGACGAGAGCAGAUUUGUGGUGGACGCCGACAGCCUGACCAUCGCCGACGUGAUGGAAAGCGACGCCGGCGUGUACACGUGCAUCAUGAACACAACGCUGGACCACGAUUCGGCCAGCGCCGAGCUCACCGUUGUCGAAGCCACACCGACACCGUCUGUUGUCAAUGAGCGGCCGGAACCACCGAGCGACCUGGAGCUGACGGACCACAAAAAGAGAAGUGUUCAACUCACCUGGAUUCCUGGCGACGAGCACAACAGUCCUAUUGAGAAAUUUUUGAUCCAGUAUGAAGACUCUCUCCACCACCGCAGAGGACACUGGCACAACCUUACCGAGGUUCCCGGGAGCAAGACCACAGCUCACCUGAAGCUGUCGCCCUACGUUCAUUACACCUUCAGAGUCCUUGCUGUCAAUUCCAUGGGUGUCAGCCGACCCAGUUUCCCCUCCAAGAUGUAUAAAACCGACCCCUCAGCUCCAGAUGAGAAUCCGACAGAUGUGCAUGGAUUUGGGACUGAACAUGACAAUCUUGUCAUCUCAUGGAAGCCAUUGUCAGGCCUCCAGGCCAACGGGCCAGGGCUCCAUUACAGAGUGAUGUGGAGACAAAAGAUGAUGGAAACCGACUGGAUCACGGCAACCGUAGCCAACAACUCCAAGUUUGUCGUGUCCGGAACGCCCACGUUUGUUCCGUAUGAGCUCAAAGUUCAAGCCGUGAAUGACUUCGGCGCAGCGCCUGAGCCCGCCGUUGCCUUAGGUCUUUCUGGAGAGGAUCUUCCGAUUGCAGCUCCAGCAUCCGUGCAGGCGUACGUGCUAAACAGCACCCUGGCGGAAAUCCACUGGGAUCCCGUGUCUCCAAAACUAAUCCGCGGAUACCUCAAAGGCUACAUGGUGUAUUAUUGGCGAGAGCGCAGUCUGCACAAACACAACCCCCAUCACACGGAGAAGCAGAUCUUGACCUUCAGCGGCAACCACAGCAAAGGAAAGCUGCCUGGCCUGCACCCCUUCAGUGUGUAUUCGUUUAACGUCAGGGUCUAUAACGGCAAAGGAGAAGGUCCCCCGAGUCACAACCAGCAGUUUGAGACCCCCGAGGGAGUGCCCGGAGCGCCGACGUCCCUGAUGGUCACCAACUCCAAUUUGGACUCUUUAAGCCUUGAGUGGAAGCCUCCUCGGGACCGGAAUGGACUCCUGACAGGUUACACCCUCAAAUAUCAUCCGGUCAAUAACUCCAAUGAGCUGGGCCCAGAGGAGGAGCUGGCCCUGGCCGCCAAUGAGACCUCGGUCACUUUGCCCGACCUCAAGUACAGCACGCGCUACAAGUUUUAUUUGAAUGCCAAAACGCGCGAGGGGCCCGGCCCGGUUGUUACGCAGGAGGCCAUCACCAUCGUGGAUGAAGCGCCGGCGGCCAGUCCUUUUGGCAGCGUUAACUCCUCCAGGGGAGAGGACGGCACCCUGAUCAGUUGGGAGUACUGGGGCCCGGACAGAAACAUUUAUUUAGAAUACAUAGUGGAGAACAGUGAAGCCGAAGACGAGUGGCGCAAAGAGCCGGUGAACGGCUCUCAGAACUUUAUGCUCAAGGGCCUGAAGGAGGGCCUCUCCUAUAGGGUGCGCUUGGUGGCCCAAGGUCACGCCGACCAAGAGCCCCAUCGCUCCAAGGAGCUCACGGUGACGGUGCCAGCUGUGGCGAGCAGACAGGUGGACAUCGCCACGCAGGGUUGGUUCAUCGGCCUCAUGUGUGCCAUCGCCCUCCUCAUCCUCAUCCUCCUCAUCAUUUGCUUCAUCCAGAGGAACAAAGGAGGCAAAUAUCCAGUCAAAGAGAAGGAGGACGCUCACACAGACCCGGAGUUCCAGCCCAUGAAAGACGAAGACUGCACUUUUGGGGAAUACAGUGACAAUGAGGACCAUAAACCGUUAAAAGGGAGCCGCACGCCAUCGAGCGGGACGGUUAAGCGGGACGACAGUGAUGACAGUUUAGUAGACUACGGGGAAGGAGGCGACGGCCAGUUCAACGAGGACGGCUCGUUUAUCGGCCAGUAUAGCGGAAAGAGCGCCAGCCGGGACACCACCACCGGCGCCGAGGGCCUCGAAAGCUCUGAGGCGCCGUCCCCGAUUAAUGCCAUGAACUCCUUGAACUCCUUCGUGUAGCCUCACCAGCCAACAAAAAGGACAUGUAUGCGGCAUUGCGUAACCUUCACUGAGACGCUUUUAGGAAGGCGAUAACCGAAGGCCUUUACCAUUAACAUCCCCUCUUUGGACUAAAUAGACAUUUUCACCAGUAUGGUUUGGUUUCCAGUCUCUCCUUUUGGAAGUGGCUACCAUUUCUACCAACAGUUUUGUUUUUUCUGUUUGUAAGUUGCAAAAUUGCUAGCUUGCUAUCAGAUUCGUUAGCACACAAACUAGCUAUCUGUACGUAGCAAAACAUAACACCAUUUUCCAGAAAACUGUAAUGGUAUUUUAGCAUUGCAACUGUUUGGCUAGCUAAAUGCUAGCCAGCAUACAAAACUUUGUACACAUUUUUGCUACCUCCAUGGUGUGCAAAAGGCACAAGGGAAGAGUUUUGGGGUUCGUUUGUUAGCUCGCUAGCCUACUUUUCAUUCAGUUAGCGAAAAUACUUUGCGGUGCUCAGGGAUGGCGGCGCCAAUGGAACAGUACCCCACCAAAAUCAUAAUGGUACUGUCCAUCCGUCAUCUUCCAUAAACCAGGAAGCAGGUUGCCACC